Molecule: messenger RNA, 762 nt
Organism: Salvia hispanica
Lineage: Eukaryota; Viridiplantae; Streptophyta; Magnoliopsida; Lamiales; Lamiaceae
Product: small ribosomal subunit protein uS8-like
Biological process (GO): translation
Cellular component (GO): ribosome
Molecular function (GO): structural constituent of ribosome
Source: RefSeq, a predicted model, not a curated record
AUAGAAAAAGAAAAGGAAAACUGACAGCGAAAUUCAUUUAUAAGCCCAAACCCUAAUCCACAAACAACACUGCUCUCAACAGAAGAAAAGAAACUUUGCCCGGUGCUGCGGCGGCCACUUCCCCCUCUUCCUCGUCCAGGUAAGGCAGCUUCACAAGAUGGUGAGAGUCAGCGUUCUGAAUGAUGCUCUCAAGAGCAUGUACAAUGCUGAAAAAAGGGGGAAACGUCAGGUUAUGAUCAGGCCUUCAUCAAAGGUCAUCGUCAAGUUUCUUUUGGUCAUGCAAAAGCAUGGAUACAUAGGCGAGUUCGAGUUUGUUGAUGACCACAGGUCCGGAAAGAUUGUGGUUGAAUUGAACGGAAGGCUAAACAAGUGUGGUGUUAUUAGCCCUCGGUUUGAUGUUGGUGUGAAAGAAAUUGAGCCUUGGACUGCUAGACUCCUUCCAUCAAGACAGUUUGGUUAUAUUGUGUUGACUACAUCUGCUGGUAUCAUGGAUCAUGAGGAAGCUCGGAGGAAAAAUGUUGGAGGUAAAGUACUGGGCUUCUUCUAUUAGGCUGGCCAUGAUGUCUGUAGCAGCCUUCAUACAGUUGCGUGCCUGGCCUGGCCUGGCCUGUUAAGGUUGCAAUGGCUUAGGUGCAUUUCUUUUUGGUGACUGUUUCAUACUUAUUGUGUUGACUACAUUAAGGAUUGUCAUUGUUAUAAAUUUUGGUGACUGUUUCAUACUUAUUCUUCAAGUUGAAUGUUGACGAUUGUUCUGUCUCGCGA